Messenger RNA from Drosophila hydei, 859 nucleotides. RefSeq names its product sperm-associated antigen 1. Gene Ontology annotation, molecular function: protein binding. Bases 124 to 783 code for a protein of 219 amino acids. The transcript is spliced from 3 exons. NCBI's taxonomy places the organism in Eukaryota, Metazoa, Arthropoda, Insecta, Diptera, Drosophilidae. The record is from RefSeq and is a predicted model, not a curated record.
AGAGUUCGUUUCCAAGGUUGCGAAGCAAACAAACUAACUAACAAAAAUUACAGCUGCCGGCUAGCACUGAAUGAAGCGAAAUACUUUAUUCUCAAUACAAGUUUUUAUAUCCACAGUCACAAAAUGGAAAAUGAAAAGGAAAAGCAUGAUGACUUUGCCGAUUUCGAAAUAACUCUGAAGAAGAUCGACCAAAUAUUAAAGGGUGAGCCCGAGGCAGAUGAGCCGCCCAAAGCGAAAACGGCUGAAGACUUCGAAAACAUGGAUGUAGAUAAAGUUCAGUUGAAAGUGCGCGAAGAUCGCACUGUAAUCAAUAAGCGCAGCGAGGAGCAGAACAAGCCCCAGCUCACGGACCAGCAAGGAUUCAUGAAGGAAGUCGAACGCGAUGCCAAUGAACGUGCACAGGCACGUGCCCAACGUGAAUAUGAGGCGGAGCUGCAGCGCAGUCAAGGCAAUGAGGCGUUUCGCGGCGGCAACUAUGAGAAGGCUAUUUUGCACUACAGCAAGGCAAUAGAACGAGUCAAGAAUAGCGCAAUUACCUAUAACAAUCGAGCCCUAUGCUACAUCAGACUCCGCAAUUACAAACGGGCCAUCGAUGACUGCCAAUAUGUGUUGGACAAGCUGCAGGAGACUAAUCUACGUGCUUGGCUGUACAAGGCCACUGCCCACAAGCAACAGAAAGAUGUGGAACGCUUUGAGGAGAGUGUGAAUCAGGCACGCUUGCACAAUCCACAGCAGCUAGCAUACAUCGACAAAUUCAUUAGCCAGAUUGAUGAGAAAAUGUAAUGAGAUUGAUUGAAGCACAUGUAAUUUGUAUUGAAUUGUACUUACUCAGCAUUAGCAUUACACCCAGAAAUGAGAC